CUUUCUCGGUAAAUGAUGAAUAUAAAAAUAAUGAACGCAACGAUGACCGUUAAAAAAAAAAAAUGAAAAGGGCGUAUCCACGGCAACGGAUGCGGAAAGGCGUUGCUAUUAUCACGCUGGCUGCUGUCCCACCGCGCACUGUUACGCGUCGCCAUGGCAACUGGACUUAGGACACCUUCAGACAAUGGUGUCAGGAGGCCCUACGACUCUGCUGCACACACAAUUUUACUUUGUGUAUACGUAAACGAAUAUUUUACCCGCUAAAAAUAAAGGAUUAUGUUUGUCAWCGGCCGUCACUAACAGCGAUGAUUCGGAAGAGGAAAUGGCUGUAUUUAAACAGCCUGGUAAAAAAAGAAAAAUAAAUAACAGUAAAGAUCUUGACUUGUCCGACGGUAAAAACAUGUCAAACGACGAUUCAAUAAUGACCAAUGACUCCAGCCCUAACAAUAGUUUGAUGACAGAAGACGAAGACGAAAAAAUUGAACCACAAACAGGAACUAAUAUUCCAAAAAAAUCUAAACCAGUCAUCCCUGUGAUAUACUUCUGUACAAGAACCCAUAAACAAAUUGAACAGGUUAUCAAAGAGUUACAAAGAACUAGUUUCAAUACCGCCAGGAGUUGCGUGUUAGCGAGCCGUGAACACACAUGUAUUCAAGAUUCUAAUUUAUACUACCCCCAGAUAUCGUACAAAUCAAAAACUGAACUAUGUAGGGAUUUAUUAGAUCCAAAAGCGAGACGGAGAAAUUCGUUAAAGUUCAAAAGGACAAUUGAUAGGUGUAGCUAUUACGAUAACGGUGGUGUGAAAAUAAGCACUUAUGGCCAAUUAGCCAAGUUUGGAGUGGAAUCUGUUUGGGACAUCGAAGACAUAGUGCGUUUGGGCAUUUCUAAAAAAUCUUGUCCAUACUACGGUACACGRUUGUUGCUCAAAACUGCCGAAAUCGUUUUUUGUCCUUACAAUUAUAUCAUCGAUCCGGUCAUCAGAAGUACAAUGAAUUUGAAACUAAAAGGCCACGUGAUAAUCGUCGAUGAAGCUCAUAAUAUCGAGGACCAAUGCCGUGAAGCCGCUAGUCUGCAGUUAGAUCAGACGAAUAUGAAUUUGGCCAAAGCGGACUGCGAAAAAGUAUACAAGUCUUGUAGCAAUUCAGUGUCAUACUCAAGGCUGGCUCGAUAUUUGUCUGAUAUGUCAAAGUGGAUCGAUGAAAAGUCUAACGAUAUUAAAUCUUUCGAUGAUUAUAAUCGAGGCGUAAUAUCAUGGACCGGAACAUAUACCAUAGCCAGUUUUGAAGAUUUCGGUAUCGGGUUGACAGCCUUCGAAAAGUUCAAAAAAGAUUGCGAAACAGUUUUGGCCGAUUUGGCCGAAGAAAGUAAACCUGAUGAUGCAGAGUCAGAUAACAAAGAAAACGGACUGUUAGAAGAGGAAAAUGAAUUGGUUGAAAAAGACGAAAAUGCAACGAUAGAAAUUCACUCAUCUCAAGAUCAAAAUUUCGAUGUGGCUAUUACAAAUGCGACUAAAAACUUAUUGUCGUCGAUUUGUACGGUAUUUAGUUUGUUAUAUGAUGAAAAGUACAAAUUUGAUUACCACGUUUCCCUAGAAAAGAUCAUGCAAAUAAAGAGAUUUGAACACAAGGAACGAGGAAAGGCGCCGGUCACAUUAGGCGGGUGGAUCGAUAGCGCCGCGCAGCCCGAGGACUCGCGGCCGGUGUGGAACAACGUGGUCAGCUUCCUGUGCCUGAACCCGGCGGCCGUGUUCGGCGAACUGAAAUCGACGGCCCGCACCAUCAUCCUCACGUCCGGCACGCUGUCGCCGAUGCAGUCGUUCCAGUCCGAGCUCGGCACGCAGUUCCCGAUCGCCCUGGAGGCCGGCCACGUCAUCAAACCGGACCAGUGUUGGGUGUCGUCGGUGAGCGUCGGUCCAGACGGGACGGACCUCAACGGCCAGUACCGGAACAUCAACACGUACAAUUACCAAGACGAGAUGGGYAAGGUUCUGUGGGACGUGUGCGCCGCCGUUCCGCACGGAGUGCUGUGCUUCAUGCCGUCGUACAUGCUCAUGGAGAAGCUGUACAACCGGUGGCAGGUCACCGGACAACUGGACCGCCUCAGACGGCUCAAGGUGGUCAUGUGCGAGCCGCGGCGGGGCGACCAGCUCGAAGAGCUGAUGACCAAGUAUUAUGCGGCCGUUCGGGGGGACGAGGGUGGCCCGACCGGGGCGCUCUUCCUUGCCGUGUACCGCGGCAAAAUCAGCGAGGGGCUGGAUUUCUCGGACAACAACGCCCGAGCGGUGGUGGCCGUCGGCAUUCCGUUUCCGAAUUACAAGGAGGCGGCCGUGACGCACAAAAAAGAUUACAACGACAAACAUCACAAGAACAAAGGACUGUUGCCCGGUUGGGAAUGGUAUCAGAUUCAGGCAUACAGAGCCUUAAACCAAGCACUUGGCCGAUGCAUCAGGCACAGGAAUGAUUGGGGAGCUAUCCUGUUAGUGGAUAGCAGAUAUGAGCAGCCCAAGAACCUAUCCGGGUUGUCCAAGUGGAUAAGAGGAAGGGUCGAAAGGAACAAUUCAUGGUCGACGAUCGUCGCCAAACUCAAGGACUUUGUAGAGACGAGACAGCAAUAUGACUCUAUAGCAAGCCAAACUUGAUUAUUUUUUUGAACAUUCUCAAGAGUGUCUUACAACUAUCGUAGCACCUCUAACUAAUUAUUCAAAUAUCACGUAACAGUUUUUUUCUUAUUGGUGGUUAUCAUCAGUAAGUAAAAUACACCAAUAUAAUAUUUAUUUUUUUUAUUACGUAAAUACAUGUUAAA
Messenger RNA from Diuraphis noxia (Russian wheat aphid), 2802 nucleotides. Its product is annotated as Fanconi anemia group J protein homolog. Lineage: Eukaryota; Metazoa; Arthropoda; Insecta; Hemiptera; Aphididae. Gene Ontology annotation, biological process: nucleotide-excision repair; double-strand break repair involved in meiotic recombination. The record is from RefSeq and is a predicted model, not a curated record. Gene Ontology annotation, cellular component: nucleus. Gene Ontology annotation, molecular function: DNA binding; hydrolase activity, acting on acid anhydrides, in phosphorus-containing anhydrides; ATP binding.